AUGUCUUGCGCAGAUGAUGCAGUGUGUACCUUAAAAGCCUGUCCGGGAAGUAAAUUAACUGUUUUCAAGAAAAGCAAUGCAGUGUUUAUUCGAUUAACCAACGCCACACACAUACACACGCAAACUGUUUACCAUCACAAGUCAUUUAGUCAGCUGGCAAAUAAAUCUAAAGGAAAUGCCAACGCUCAAUGCAACGCAUGUGAAUGGAAGUGA
This is a messenger RNA of Echinococcus granulosus, 213 nucleotides long. RefSeq lists its product as hypothetical. The record is from RefSeq and is a predicted model, not a curated record. The transcript has a single exon. Bases 1 to 213 code for a protein of 70 amino acids. NCBI's taxonomy places the organism in Eukaryota, Metazoa, Platyhelminthes, Cestoda, Cyclophyllidea, Taeniidae.